Molecule: messenger RNA, 609 nt
Organism: Symbiodinium necroappetens
Lineage: Eukaryota; Dinophyceae; Suessiales; Symbiodiniaceae
Source: the annotation of a GenBank genome assembly
AUGGCCAAGCCUUUCACUUGGGACUUCGAACCCAGAAGCGUCGCCUUCAAGCUUCAACUGCAAGCUAGCUUUCAUCCGUCAGUUGGUGGAUGUUCCGUAUCGCUGCCCUUUUUGGGUGCUAAUGGAGAUCUUGCGGCUCCAGUAGCAGUAUCUUUGAGUUCUGGCGAGACCAAGCAACGCCAGGCCGGCCCAGGUGGGCGCAGUGCGCAAACGGCAAGUGUUGAGAAGGACCUGGGAAGCUUUAAUGUCACGUUCGAGUUCGUGAAAGGCAUCCAGCAAGCCAAGCUGCCCAUCUCUGUCGCGUUGGAAGGUGGCCGGGAGAUUGCCAGCCAGGCCAGGAUAUGCCUGGGACCGCUUCUUCUUACCGGAAGCAAGGCUUUAAGUCCGGAGCUGUACAACCCUGGAGAGCCGCCGAGGUCAAAACGGCUUCGCCCGCGCAACGCGGUGGCAGCUACCUUCACUGAUUCGCUCGGCGUUGCUGGGCUCUACAGCUUGGAUGUGCUUGUGCUGAUGGACAAGCCACUGUUAAGCGAGGAGAUGCUCCAGCGUCUCAUGCCCGCAUGCUUUCGGGUAGAGAUGAUCCGCGGCUUGCCAAACGAGCGGGGCCCU